AUUGACAGUGCAUGCUAUAGUUUUAUCAUAUUAUUGUAUUAUCCUGAAUAAGAGUAGGGGAUAUACUACUAUUUUUGUGAGAGUUUUCAGCGUUAAAUCUUCUCACUUUUACCUGUGACGCAGGUGGUCUUUAUUGGAAAAGUAUAGCUGCAAAGCCUCAAAGCUUCACCUGAAGCCCCGGAGAUUUAAAAUAUUUUUAGAAGCCUUGGAGCAUCAACUAUUGAAGGACCGAAAGAAGAAUGUAAGGAAGCGACCCCUGCAGGGGGGGAAUUGUCUUCCUCCUGUGCCUACCACAGUCUCAAAUCAGGGUAGAGCAUCAGGAAACGAGGCCCGUGCAGUUAAACUGGUUCUUGUUGAUAGUCAAAAUAUUUUAAAAUUGGGACCUUCAAAAUCAUCAAUGAAGCGCAAUAUAAACAUGGGUGUUAGCCGGAGUAACACUAAGGGAGAUUCAAAUACCAUGAAAUCGACAAGGCAACGAAAGAAAUCUGGUAUGAUUUCAACUGCUGCAUAUCGAAAAUGGGAGAAGGCUGCAAUUGCUGGCGUUUCUUUAGUUGCAGAUGCUGCGGAGCAUUUGGAGCGAGCUGCAACUGUUAGAGAGAUUGAACAAGACCAGGAGAAUCCAGGAGAAAAGUGUUCUGAUCCAACUGAUUAUGUCCUGCCAUCUUUACCCUCAUGUCCGCAAAAUCAAUUUGUUGAUAACAAUGUGAAUAGUAUGAAACUUAAGCUCCAGUUAUUCCCAAUCGAUGAACCCACUCGAAGAGCAUUGGAAGUGGAUAAGCAUAAUCCUCACCUGGAGCUUACACUUAGUACUCGAAAGAAGAUAUCCUCAAUUUUGGAACAUCUAAACCGUAAAUGGGGUCAUUCUAGCAUAGCAGUUGGAGAAUUAAUGCUUUUUCCUUAUGGUGUUCAACGGGAAAAUUUGUUUAAUUAUCAGAGAUGGUCCCAGGAAUCUACUCUGAGUGCAGCUGAUAUUUAUGCAAUGAUUGGAAGUCCACCCAUAUUUCGUUUAAGGUAUGGUUGGUUCUCCAAUUCUGAACUUGGGUUAUUAAAUAUGCAAGUGCCUGUAGCAUCCGGCUCCAUCCUCACACAAUCCAAACGUAGUGUGUAUAAUUCUAAGGAUCAGAUUGUGAAUUCAGUUUCAUUUCCUACGGCAGCAGCUAAUGCUCAUUCCAUGGAGCUCUCUGAAGGUUGCAGAAUAUCCAUGAACAGAAACCAUACUCUCAUGACCUCCUCACCUGGUGUGCCUAACACUAGAGGCAACAGUGCUUACCUCAAUACAAGCUCUGAGGAAUCUCGUCAUCCUACAGCCAACACAUUGUGGCAUCAAAAAGAUGUCGGGGAUGAAGCUGUAACUACGCAGUUAGAAGACUUGGAAGAGUUAAAAUUAAGCAGUGGAACAGGACUGUCAGCUGGAGAAUGGGCUGACAGUCUUACCAACAUUAGUGUGGGGGAUCUACUUUCAGGAGUGUCCCAGGAUCUCGAAGAUGACUGCAUCAAUCCUCCUAUUGCUGAUAAUUGUCAUGAUGUUCAGCAAGUUCCUUUUAGUAGCUGUAACAUCCCAAUUAUAUAA
Molecule: messenger RNA, 1570 nt
Organism: Vigna angularis (adzuki bean)
Lineage: Eukaryota; Viridiplantae; Streptophyta; Magnoliopsida; Fabales; Fabaceae
Product: TSL-kinase interacting protein 1
Exons: 7
Coding region: 398-1570 (390 amino acids)
Biological process (GO): pattern specification process
Cellular component (GO): nucleus
Molecular function (GO): chromatin binding
Source: RefSeq, a predicted model, not a curated record